Arctia plantaginis is the source of this 1290-nucleotide messenger RNA. NCBI's taxonomy places the organism in Eukaryota, Metazoa, Arthropoda, Insecta, Lepidoptera, Erebidae. The record is from the annotation of a GenBank genome assembly.
AUGAAUAAAACUUGCGCAAGGUGUGAGAAAACAGUUUAUCCGACUGAGGAAUUGAAAUGUUUGGACAAGGUAUGGCACAAAGGCUGCUUCAAAUGCCAGGAAUGCAGUAUGACCCUCAACAUGCGCACCUACAAAGGAUACGGCAAACUCCCUUACUGCGAAGCUCACGUGCCAAAAGCGAAGCCGACCACGAUGGCAGAAACGCCCGAACUCAAACGAAUAGCCGAGAAUACGAAAAUACAGAGCAACGUCAAUUAUCACGCUGCCUUCGAGAAGAGUAAGGGGAAAUUCACACAGGUCGCAGAUGACCCAGAAACCCUUCGAAUGAGAGCUAACACAAAGAUCAUCAGCAACGUAGCCUACCAUGGCGAUCUGGAGAAGAAGGCGCAGAUGGAGAAACAGCGCCAAAUCAAUGAAAAUGGUGAGAUAGUGGAUGUUCCAUCAGAAAAUUAUCAUCAACAAAUUGACAACUAUGCCACGGAGAUGCUGCCACCGAACGUCCCUCCACCAAACUUGCCGCCGAAGAACCAUUACCAGACCCCCACAACCCAAUAUCAAAUUCAACAACAACAACAACAACCCCAGGUUGCUCAUCAACCAUCAGGACAUAACCGGCAGUAUCAACAAGAUCCAUAUUAUAAACCAAAGGAGGAAUUUCAAUAUCAAUAUGAUUAUCAAGGACAAUACUACCAACAAAGUCAACCGAACUAUCCACAAAAUCAACAAAAUUUCCAACAAAACCAAUCGAAUUUCCAACAAAAUCAAUCGAAUUUUCAACAAAAUCAACCGAGUGUCCAGCAAAAUCAACAAAUUUACCCGCAGUAUCAGCAGAAUUAUCAAGCUGGCCAGCAACAGAAAAUUGGCAGGAUUCAAGACUACGAUCCUCUUAUUGAUCCACCAAGAGCUCCCCCAAACACCCAGAGGGCGUCUGCGACAGUAAUUUACAAUAGUAGUGAAGGGAAAAGAGGAUCUCACCAAACCCAUUCUCAGCAGCAACAGCAGACUCGCCAAAUUGGCCGCGUGACAGAUCUUGACCCCCUCGCCAAUGAGAUGCCGAGACAGACAACUAAUCAUCAGACUCAAGUUAAUCAGCGAGUAUACAUCGCAAUGUACGACUACGAAGCCAGCGACAGCGACGAAGUGUCAUUCCGCGAAGGUGACCUGAUCUCCAACGUGACGUCCAUCGACGAGGGCUGGAUGACCGGCCAGGUCCUCCGCACCGGCCGCACCGGCAUGCUGCCCGCCAACUACGUGGAACUGGCGCCGGCCGGCACGCCGCUCUACAACUGA